AUUAUCAUAAUAAUUAACUUACAAGAGGAUCCAGACCUGCAGCCUAUCCUCUUUGGACUGUUCUUGUCCAUGUACCUGGUCACAGUGCUUGGAAACCUGCUCAUCAUCCUGGCUGUCAUCUCAGACUCCCACCUCCACACACCCAUGUACUUUUUCCUCUCCAAGCUGUCCUUCACUGACAUCUGUUUCACCUCCUCUACAGUCCCAAAGUUGAUUUUGAACAUACUCACUCACAGUAGAGUCAUCUCCUACUUGGGCUGCCUGACACAGAUGUCUCUUUUUAUCCUUUUUGGAUGUAUGGAUUACAUGCUUCUAACUGUGAUGGCCUAUGAUCGCUAUGUGGCCAUCUGCCACCCACUGCACUAUGCAGUCAUUAUGAACCCUCAACACUGUGUCUUCUUACUUUUGCUGUCAAUCUUUGUUAGCACUUUGGAUUCCCAGGUGCAUAGUUUAGUUGCCUUACAAAUUAUGUGUUUUAAAAAUGUUGAAAUCACUAGUUUCUUUUGUGAUCCUUCCCAACUACUUGAACUUUCAUGUUCUGGUACUUUUGUCAAAAACAUAGUCAUAUAUAUUCUUAGUAUCCUAUUUGGUUUUAUUCCCAUGUCAGGGAUCAUUUUCUCCUACUAUAAAAUUGUCUCUGCCCUUGUAAAAAUCCCAUCAUCUAGGGGGAGGUACAAAGCUUUUUCUACCUGUGGUUCUCACCUGUCAGUUGUUUGCUUAUUUUAUGGAACAGGCUUUGGAACUUACCUUGGUUCAAUAGCAUCAUAUUCUCCCUGGGAGGGCAUGGUGGCCACACUGAUGUACGCUGUGGUCACCCCUAUGCUGAAUCCCUUCAUCUACAGCCUGAGGAACAGGGAUAUUCUUAGCACAGUGAAGAGGCUCUACCUUUGGAAAGUUCAAUCCCAGAAAAUUUGCCAUUUAUUUGGAAGGUAG
Fukomys damarensis (Damara mole-rat) is the source of this 933-nucleotide messenger RNA. Its product is annotated as olfactory receptor 7E24-like. Gene Ontology annotation, cellular component: membrane. The coding region runs from base 70 to 933 and encodes 287 amino acids. The record is from RefSeq and is a predicted model, not a curated record. The transcript has 2 exons. Gene Ontology annotation, molecular function: olfactory receptor activity; G protein-coupled receptor activity. Gene Ontology annotation, biological process: G protein-coupled receptor signaling pathway. Lineage: Eukaryota; Metazoa; Chordata; Mammalia; Rodentia; Bathyergidae.